Manis pentadactyla (Chinese pangolin) is the source of this 2771-nucleotide messenger RNA. It is a transcript of the gene RNF139, whose product is annotated as ring finger protein 139. Gene Ontology annotation, molecular function: zinc ion binding; ubiquitin protein ligase activity. Gene Ontology annotation, cellular component: endomembrane system; endoplasmic reticulum. Lineage: Eukaryota; Metazoa; Chordata; Mammalia; Pholidota; Manidae. The coding region runs from base 515 to 2518 and encodes 667 amino acids. Gene Ontology annotation, biological process: ERAD pathway. The transcript has 2 exons. The record is from RefSeq and is a predicted model, not a curated record.
GAGCAGGAGACCUCUCGGGGUCGGGUGGCCACGGCUAUCGAAGAGCGUCUGCGCCACAGGGUGGUGCCAAAGCCGCGAAGGUGGCCCGGGCCGCAACCAUGGUAACGUUUUGAGUCCUUCGCUACGCCGUGCGUGAUGACGCUAUGGCACGCGUCCCUGGCCCUGGCUCAUGACGGAAACAGGCGCGGACGCAGCCUCCUGACCUCGAAACAGCGGCAACUGCUGAGGCGGGCAGACGAGGUCAAGAUGGUGGUUCCGCGGGUGGCGAAGGCGGGGGAGGGAGGAGUCAGGCCGUAGCCUGCCGGAAACACCGACACCCAGAGGCCUCCCGGGAGCCGCCGCCGCCUGCUCCAGCUCGAGACGCGAGCGGGCGGCGGGGCGGGUCUUGAGAGACUGGAGAGGAGGGAGGGCUGGGGCGGAGCCGCCCGCCUAAACCCCCGCCCCCGGCCGCGGUCCCGGGCCCUGCCCCGCGCGGCCCUGCCCGGCUCGCCCAGCCCUGGUGUGGCGGCGGCUCAUGGCGGCGGUGGGGCCUCCGCAGCAGCAGGUGCGGAUGGCCCAGCAGCAAGUCUGGGCGGCGCUCGAAGUAGCGCUCCGGGUGCCUUGCCUCUACAUCAUCGACGCCAUCUUCAACUCCUAUUACGAUUCCAGCCAAAGCCGGCUCUGCAUCGGGCUCCAGAUCUUACUCCGGCUCCUUGGUAUAUUUGUAUCCAGUGUUGUUCUGAUCUUGUCACAGCGAUCACUUUUCAAGUUUUACAUGUACAGCUCAGCCUUUCUGUUAGCUGCAACUUCAGUGUUGGUAAAUUAUUAUGCUGCUUUGCACAUUGACUUCUAUGGUGCCUACAACACAUCAGCUUUUGGGAUUGAGCUGCUUCCUCGAAAAGGACCCUCGCUUUGGAUGGCACUCAUCGUUCUUCAGCUAACGCUAGGAAUUGGAUACAUUACACUACUCCAAAUUCAUUCCAUCUAUUCACAAUUGAUUAUUUUGGAUCUCUUGGUUCCUAUAAUAGGCUUAAUCACAGAGCUGCCAUUACACAUCCGAGAAACUUUAGUUUUCACUUCUUCCUUGAUUCUUACAUUAAAUACAGUGCUUGUCUUGGCAGUGAAACUUAAGUGGUUUUAUUAUUCUACGCGAUAUGUUUAUCUUUUAGUGAGGCACAUGUAUCGAAUUUAUGGAUUGCAGUUAUUAAUGGAGGACACAUGGAAGAGGAUUCGUUUCCCAGAUAUACUGAGAGUCUUUUGGCUAACGAGGAUUACAGCUCAGGCUACAGUAUUAAUAUACAUUUUAAGGAUGGCAGAUGAAACUGAUUCUUUCUUCAUUUCUUGGGAUGAUUUCUGGGACCUCACUUGCAAUCUUAUAAUUAGUGGAUGUGACUCUACACUAACUGUCCUGGGCAUGAGUGCUGUCAUUUCCUCAGUAGCCCAUUAUUUGGGCCUUGGAAUAUUGGCCUUUAUCGGAUCAACUGAAGAAGAUGACAGAAGGCUUGGCUUUGUAGCACCUGUUUUAUUUUUUAUUUUGGCUCUUCAGACUGGUUUAAGUGGAUUAAGACCAGAAGAGAGACUUAUUCGCUUAAGUAGAAACAUGUGCCUUUUGUUAACUGCAGUCCUGCAUUUCAUCCAUGGAAUGACAGACCCUGUAUUAAUGUCUCUCAGUGCCUCUCAUGUGUCAUCUUUUCGUAGACAUUUUCCUGUGCUCUUUGUUUCUGCUUGCCUGUUUAUUCUUCCUGUUGUACUUAGUUAUGUUCUUUGGCAUCACUAUGCACUAAAUACAUGGUUGUUUGCAGUUACAGCCUUUUGUGUGGAACUCUGCUUAAAAGUAAUUGUUUCUCUCACUGUUUAUACAUUAUUCAUGAUUGAUGGUUACUAUAAUGUCCUCUGGGAAAAGCUUGAUGAUUAUGUCUACUAUGUUCGUUCAACAGGCAAUAUUAUUGAAUUUAUAUUUGGAGUAGUAAUGUUUGGAAAUGGGGCUUAUACUAUGAUGUUUGAGUCAGGGAGUAAAAUUCGGGCUUGUAUGAUGUGUCUACAUGCAUACUUUAACAUCUACUUACAAGCAAAAAAUGGCUGGAAGACAUUCAUGAAUCGUAGGACGGCUGUUAAGAAAAUUAAUUCACUUCCUGAAAUAAAAGGGAGCCGUUUACGAGAAAUAGAUGAUGUGUGUGCAAUCUGCUAUCAUGAGUUUACAACAUCAGCUCGUAUCACACCAUGUAAUCAUUAUUUCCAUGCACUUUGCCUUCGGAAAUGGUUGUACAUUCAAGAUACUUGUCCGAUGUGCCAUCAAAAAGUAUACAUUGAAGAUGAGAUCAAGGAUAAUUCAAAUAUAUCUAAUAACAAUGGAUUCAUCGCACCCAAUAGAAAUCCAGAGGAAGCUGUAAGAGAAGCUGCUGCUGAAUCUGACAGGGAAGUGAACGAAGAUGACAGUACAGAUUGUGAUGAUGAUGCUCAAAGAGAAAGAAAUGGAAUGAUUCAGCACACAGAUGCUGCAGCUGAAGAAUUUAUUAAUGAUGAUACUGAGACUGAUUAAAAUCGCAUUUACUAAUUAUUGAGGUAUUUGUUUAAAAUUCAGUUCAUCCAAAAUGGAGUAAUAUGUUUCACUCCAAUGUGUAACUAAGCACAAAAACAGUAUGAAUGUUGAAUCUGUGAAUGGUUUUCCGUUUACUGUCAUGUGCUACUGUAAAUAUACCCCUUUAAUUACUUCUGGUCUCUUUGGUGACCUAUUUAAAUUUGUGUACAUUAUUGUACAUAGAAUAAAAUGUUUUCAUGUUUUUUUGACAAAA